ACUUCCUCCCCCUCUUCAUUCCCUCAUCUCUGUGUUAAAUCCCAAAUGGCUCUUAACAGCUCUUCUCCAAGUAUAUCAACCAUGCUUCUUGCUAUCUCCAGUCUCCUCUUCCUCUUCCUCUUCUUCACCUUCACAUCCGCCGCAGACAUGUCCAUCAUCACCUACGACAGCAAGCACGAGCAGUCAAACUGGAGAAGCGACGAGGAGGUGAUGAGCAUCUAUCAGUCAUGGCUGGUCAAGCACGGAAAAGCUGACAACGGAAUAGGGGAGAACGAGAGGCGGUUUCAGACUUUCAAAGAUAACUUGAGAUUCAUCGAUGAACACAACUCUCAGGACCGCCCGUACAAGGUGGGGUUGAACAAGUUUGCCGAUUUGACAAAUGAAGAAUACCGAUCGAUUUAUUUGGGUACCAGGAGUGAUGCUAAGCGGAGAGUCAUGAAGGCUAAAGUCGCCAGUCAAAGGUACGCUUAUAAGGCCAGUGAAACCUUGCCGGAAUCUGUAGAUUGGACAGAGCAGGGCGCAGUUAACCCCAUCAAAGAUCAAGGAAGUUGUGGAAGUUGCUGGGCAUUUUCAACCGUAGCAGCAGUAGAAGGAAUAAACAAGAUAGUGACUGGGGAGUUAAUCUCUCUAUCAGAGCAAGAACUUGUAGACUGUGACAAAGAUUACAACGCAGGCUGCAAUGGAGGUCUCAUGGACUACGCCUUCCAGUUUAUCAUCGACAAUGGUGGCAUGGACACUGAACAAGACUAUCCUUACCUUGGCGUCGACACCAAAUGCGACCUUGUUCGGAAGAAUGCUAAGGUUGUUAGCAUUGAUGGCUACGAGGAUGUGCUUCCUUUCGACGAGAAAUCCUUGAAAAAGGCUGUGGCACAUCAACCUGUCAGUGUUGCCAUUGAAGCUAGUGGCUUGGCUUUCCAACUCUACGACUCUGGGGUGUUCACCGGAGAGUGUGGGACGGCGCUAGACCACGGCGUUGUGGCAGUCGGAUACGGCACAGAGAAUGGUACAGAUUACUGGCUUGUGAGGAAUUCAUGGGGAACCACCUGGGGUGAAAGUGGAUACAUAAAAUUGCAGCGUAAUGCGGUGGAAAGUUUUGCCGGUAAGUGUGGCAUUGCCAUGGAGGCUUCUUAUCCUGUCAAAAAUAGCCCAAAUCCUGCUAAGGCUUACUGGGCUGAUGAAAUCACUGAGGGAAAGAUCAACAGUGCUUGAAAAUCUGUGGCUGAUAUAAGAGACAAAGUGAUGAAAAUUGCAAAUAAUAAUUAGCUGCUUAAUUUAAUAGUGUCCUUUCGGUUGAUUGUGAUUUAUGCCCUGUAUUCCUUCUUGGUCUAAGUUUAGCUGAGGAGUAGAGCAGGCCAUUGAUGUUAUCUGGUAAUGCUUGUUGUACAUAGCUCUCAAUUGUCAACGCCACCUAAAGACUUUGUAUUAUUAUGAUAAACUGAUUCAAUGUCAUUUCCUUUCAAAUUUGAUAAUCAGUUUAUGUUGUGA
Molecule: messenger RNA, 1485 nt
Organism: Mangifera indica (mango)
Lineage: Eukaryota; Viridiplantae; Streptophyta; Magnoliopsida; Sapindales; Anacardiaceae
Product: cysteine proteinase COT44
Exons: 4
Coding region: 46-1209 (387 amino acids)
Cellular component (GO): lysosome
Molecular function (GO): cysteine-type endopeptidase activity
Source: RefSeq, a predicted model, not a curated record